AUGCCCUUAUUCAGCAGCCAGCAGCAAGCAGCAAGCAGCAGCAAGCAGCAGCCAGCACGCAGCAGCCAGCACGAGCCAGCACCAGCAAACAGCAGCAAGCAGCAGCCAGCAGCAGCAAGCAGCAGCCAGCAGCAGCAAGCAGCAGCCAGCAGCACAAGCAGCAGCAAGCAGCAGCAGCCAGCAGCCAGCAGCAGCAGCCAGCAGCCAGCAGCAGCCAGCAGUGACCGGCAGCAGCCACCAGCAUCAAGCAGCAGCAAGCAGCCAGCAGCAGCCAGCAGCAGCAAGGAACAGCAAGCAGCAGCCAGCAGCCCCAACACCCAGCAAGCAGCCAGCAAGCAGCAAGCAGCCAGCAGCAGCCAGCAGCAGCAGCAGCAAGCACAGCAGCCAGCAGCAAGCAGCAAGCAGCAGCAAGCAGCAGCCAGCACGCAGCAGCCAGCACCAGCCAGCACCAGCAAACAGCAGCAAGCAGCAGCCAGCAGCAGCAAGCAGCAGCCAGCAGCACAGCAGCCAGCAGCAAGCAGCAAGCAGCAGCAAGCAGCAGCCAGCACGCAGCAGCCAGCACCAGCCAGCACCAGCAAACAGCAGCAAGCAGCAGCCAGCAGCAGCAAGCAGCAGCCAGCAGCAGCAAGCAGCACAAGCAGCAGCAAGCAGCAGCAGCCAGCAGCCAGCAGCAGCAGCCAGCAGCCAGCAGCAGCCAGCAGUGACCGGCAGCAGCCACCAGCAUCAAGCAGCAGCAAGCAGCCAGCAGCAGCCAGCAGCAGCAAGGAACAGCAAGCAGCAGCCAGCAGCCCCAACACCCAGCAAGCAGCCAGCAAGCAGCAAGCAGCCAGCAGCAGCCAGCAGCAGCAGCAGCAAGCACAGCAGCCAGCAGCAAGCAGCAAGCAGCAGCAAGCAGCAGCCAGCACGCAGCAGCCAGCACCAGCCAGCACCAGCAAACAGCAGCAAGCAGCAGCCAGCAGCAGCAAGCAGCAGCCAGCAGCAGCAAGCAGCAGCCAGCAGCACAGCCAGCAGCAAGCAGCAGCAAGCAGCAGCCAGCACGCAGCAGCCAGCACCAGGCAGCACCAGCAAACAGCAGCAAGCAGCAGCCAGCAGCAGCAAGCAGCAGCCAGCAGCAGCAAGCAGCAGCCAGCAGCAGCCACAGCCAGCAGCAAGCAGCAGCAAGCAGCAGCCAGCACGCAGCAGCCAGCACCAGGCAGCACCAGCAAACAGCAGCAAGCAGCAGCCAGCAGCAGCAAGCAGCAGCCAGCAGCAGCAAGCAGCAGCCAGCAGCAGCCACAGCAGCCAGCAGCAAGCAGCAGCCAGCACGCAGCAGCCAGCACCAGGCAGCACCAGCAAACAGCAGCAAGCAGCAGCCAGCAGCAGCAAGCAGCAGCCAGCAGCAGCAAGCAGCAGCCAGCAGCAGCCACAGCAGCAAGCAGCAGCAAGCAGCAGCCAGCAGAAAGCAGCAAGCAACAAGCAGCAGCCAGCAGCAGCAAGCAGCAAGCAGCAGCAAGCAGCAGCAAGCAGCACGCAGCCAGCACGCAGCAGCACGCAGCAGCACGCAGCAGCAGUCAGCAGCAGUCAGCAGCAAGCAGCAGCAAGCAGCAGCCAGCAAGCAGCCAGCAGCAAGCAAGCAAGCAGCAAGCAGCUGCUUGCAGCUGCAUACCAGCAGCAGCAAGCAGGUUCCAGCAGCAGCAAGCAGCCAGCAGCCAGCAGCAGCCAGCAGCCAGCAGCAGCUAG
Messenger RNA from Ornithodoros turicata, 1719 nucleotides. Its product is annotated as paternally-expressed gene 3 protein-like. Lineage: Eukaryota; Metazoa; Arthropoda; Arachnida; Ixodida; Argasidae. The transcript has 11 exons. Bases 1 to 1719 code for a protein of 572 amino acids. The record is from RefSeq and is a predicted model, not a curated record.